Guillardia theta CCMP2712 is the source of this 1404-nucleotide messenger RNA. RefSeq lists its product as hypothetical. The record is from RefSeq and is a predicted model, not a curated record. The coding region runs from base 1 to 1404 and encodes 467 amino acids. Lineage: Eukaryota; Cryptophyceae; Pyrenomonadales; Geminigeraceae. The transcript is spliced from 2 exons.
AUGUAUUUAGUGGCAAGGAUCUUGUACAUAGCGUCAGAUACGGAGAGGUACAAGAGUGAGUUUUCUGGGGAUGUGAAUAAGUUGUGGAGGAGGAAGGUGGUGAUAACAACGCCCUCGAUAAUAGAGGGAGUGAAUUAUGAGGCCGAGAGGCCGAUCAAUACGUACUGUAUAUCGACAUUUGCGAGGACCUUAACGCCAGAUCAGAAAGUGCAGCAGUUAGCAAGGAAUAGGAAUUGUCAGAUGUUGUUCUUUUACAUAAAUUAUAAGUUGAAGCCGGAGAGCAUGAUAUAUGCGGGAAUGCCGGUGCAUAAAGACAUAGAUGAUUGUAGACGGACUUACAAUGAGAUGUGUUUAGGUAGCAAUGUGUUGAAUGGCAUAAUGAAGAAGACGGAGGAUAUGAUAGAGAUAAAUAGGGAGAUGAAGAAUGUGGAUACUGACAACUUCUGUUCGAAGGAUAGUAUGCACAACAAGGAAUUGAUGAAGAUCUUGUAUAGGCAGGAUACACAGAUGUUGAAUUAUGAGCAUUACUAUAUCAAGAAUUUAGAGAGGUUAGGGAUGGUGGUAAUAAGGAAUUACUACAAGGAGGAAAAAGAGAUAAAGCGUGAGAAGAAGGAUGAGGUGAUCUACAAUAAUAUGGAGGUGAUGAGUUUCCUGAGGAUGAGGAAUAUAGAGAUAGAGGAUGGUUUGAGAGAGAUAACAUAUACGAAGGAUGAAGUGCAAGAAAUGUUGUUGAGGGAGAGGGAGAGUAGGGAGAAUGAGGACUUUGAUAGGAUGUUGAGAUGCAAUGAUGUGAAGGCGAGUAGGUCGAAGGAGGAGCAAUGGAGAAAUAGGAUCCAACAUUAUCUAGGGAGGGUACCUGAGAACAAGAGGGAGGAGUAUAUAGAGAGAUAUAGGGGUUUAUUGAUGGGUGGUUUAUCGGUGAAGAGUGAUAUGAAUGAGGCAUGCAAGAGGAUUAUAGAUCCGUUGAUAGAGCACAACAAGAUGGUGGCAUACAUGUAUAGGACAUCACAUUUGGAGGCGAUAUUGAAAAACAAGAUAUCAGAAGACAGUCCAAUGAAUGGGUAUAUGUCAUUCUAUAUGGAUAUGUGGAGGACGAAGGAGGUGAUGAGGAAGUACUUAGGUGUGAAGGAUUGUUUCGAUCUUGGAUGUUUGGACACAGGGAGGUACAAGGAUGAGGAGAUUGAGAUAGAAGAGGAUGAUAUGAGGAAUUAUUUUGAUGUGAUGGUGAUGGAGGAUACAGAAGAGAAUAGGAACAAGGAGGCAUUAGCAAAGUUGUACAACAAGAUGUUAGAGGAUGGAAAGAUGCCAACAUUUAGGAGACCUAGGAUCACGAAGUAUGUAUUAGCGAAGAGGUUAAGUUACAAGAAGGUGGCAGAGGAGAUACAAGGAGCAACAUAUAAAUGA